UAAAACAAAAGUAUAUAUCUGAAUUUCAUCUUGUCAAAUGUUUUUUUUUUUAUUCAAUUAUGAAAAUGAACCUAUUAUCAAUGAGGCCAAACAGAGAGCAAUAGUCAUUCUUACACUCUUGAUACAAAAUUGCCAAAUUAAAAACUGCAUGCUAUGGGAAUUUUCUGUGUCCUGUGUAUUAGACAUCCACCCUCUAUGUUUUAUUUCUUCCUAAAGGUUUUCCAUGGCAGAGGCCGGACGUCCUGUGUCCCAGCUGUGCCCACUAGGGGGGGCUGUUUCCUUGGAAUCUACCCUCUCUGGUCAGUCCGUCUUUGACACGUCCAAGACCUCUACAGAGGCUGCUACGCCCUCCAGACUGGCUGGAGGACCAGGUAACACCUCCCAGGAGGAGCCGAAGGAGGCUGUCAGUGACAUCUGUAAAGAGCAUUUAGCAACCUCUCCUAACAGAGAAACUAACUGCAGCGGUCUGAGGGCCGGGAGAGAGCCUGGUAAACAAGAACAAAGCCAGUCUGAACACUGUGAGCCCCAAAGGGUUUCCAGCCACCCUCCUAGUCUGGCUGAGACGCGUACACCCUCACAUCACCACGAGACAGUCGUGAAUGCAAACAAUGACAACCCUCAGGCUGGCGGGACAGUGCAGACCAUAAACCCAGCCUCCCUACCGAUUCACAGGAGUCCCUCAGACACUUGGCCUCUGGUUAAACAGGGAGUGGCCCCCCAGGCUGCAGUCAGCCACACGUGUAGACUUGCAUACCAUGAUGGAGAUAACAGUGUCCAGGAGGCUGGGAGUCCCUCUAUGUUAGCCUGCAAGCAGCCCACGCAGCUGCAGCAGUGCAACAUCAUCACCACUAUUUGUCGAGGGGUUAGCAGUGGAGAAGGUGUUGUCCAGCUGCCUCCGAGCCGCUGUGUCUGUGUCCCGUUGCCCACGGCAGCAGCCAAAGUGGAGGGUGUUGUGGAAAAGUCCCAUCUUCCCCCUAAAUGUGACAACAAAGCACUCUGCUAUGGCUCCUACAACCAUCAUGUCAAUUUCGAGGACACGUUUGCUGCCUACUGCCAUCCCCAGCCCAUCCCCGCCCCCUCCCAGCUGCUGCCACGCCCGGCGGCCGCGGAGCCAAACUGGGACGUGCAUCGUGCAGCGGCAACUCCUUCAGUGACAAACCAUCUCACCCUGCCUCGCCUCAUCUCCUCUGUCAGCGAGACGGGCCUGGAUGCCAAACACCUGCUGCGCUGCUGCAACCUCAACUGCUCUUGGAUCAGCUUGCUUCCUCCUGGUGCUGGGCCACAGUCCCAAAAACACUUUGGCGGAGAAGAAUGCUGCAGCAGUCCCGUGGGCCAAGUCAGAACCAUCAGCCGGGACAUGGGGACUAUGACAGCGCACAAAGAGCUGAGGGAUGUCGGGGUGCAGACAGGACAGACUGUCACACCCCAUGUGUUCCCCCAGAUCUGUCUGGCAGAGGAGAGCAGGAGUGAGACCUCCUGCAGCCAGACAUCGAACACUGACAGUGACGGAGGCAAGAAACCGGGUGGAGCUUCCAAGUCCCCAGUGAAGGAGGUGAAGUGGGAUGCAGAGGGGAUGACAUGGGAGGUGUACGGGGCCUCUGUGGACCCCGAGGAGCUGGGCCUGGCCAUCCAGAAACACCUGGAGCUGCAGAUCAAGGAGACAGCAAGCCACGCGGCCAAGCUGUCCCGCCAGGACACCAACGCCACCCGGCAGGGCGGGAACACCAGCUGGAAGAGAAAAAGGAGCAGGAUGAUGGGCUCCUUCCGAACCCCGGCCUGCUGCACUCGCAGCACUACAGCUGUGGACUAACUGACCACAACCUGAACACUGUGUACGGCUACUGUCAGCCUCACAUCUGGUAAGAAGGUCUACGGAAGAUAGAAUGAAUAAUCGGCAUACUCUACCAGAAUAUAUGGAAACGCUUCAUAUGAAAUGUUGAUUCAAGAUUUGUUAUUGUUAUGAAAAAGGGAAAUCUAAAAGACAGAGUGCUGAAAAAGAAACUUAUAAUCACCUAACAAGAGCUUUUUCAUCAUUUUGUUGUCUAUGGUUCAAUAUUUCUUAUAUUUCUUCAAUAUUACUAUUGGAAUCCUGAUUCCUGCAGCUGUGCACUGCCAGUGUUUUCAUACCAUACAGGCGUGUCUUCAUAAUAGACACUCGUGCUGUGUAAAGCAAUCUGAUACAAUAAGUACUACUCUUGUAAAGGUUAUAAUGGAUGUGUGGCGUGGCGAAUAUCAUCUAUUUCAAUACAGAGACACCUCAACCCCGCCCACCCCCCCAAUAAAACAAGACCUACUAUUGAUAUGAUGAGAGGGAGUGGUAUCUGUGGCACACGGCAGUGACAUCCCAUAAUCAGUAGUGGAAUAUGCCAGUAGGAUGGCUAUGCUGAGUGAUAUCUGAGUGGCAUAUACCAUUUAAACACCUUUAGUGGCCCGUAGACUUUCCCUUAGCGUCACCCUCAGGAAGACUUUAACCCCACUUUUGGGAAGGCUAUAGCUGCAUCAUAAUCUACAUUAUAUCUGUCCAACACUUUAGUAUUAUUUGUGGGGUGAAAUGAGCAUUGCAUCUCUCUCUCUCUACCGGUAUUGAGGCAGAUGGUCGCCCGCCUGUUUGAGAUUUCUGCCUGUUAAAAUAAAAUUUUCCGCCGCCGCUGUCGCACUAAGUGGAUUUGCUCUUUGGGGGAAUUGUUGGGUCUCUGUAAAUGAUAGAGUGUGGUCUAGACCUACUCUAUUUGUAAAGUGUCCUGAGAUAACGCCUGCUAUAAUUUGACACUAUAAAAAUGAAUUGAAUUGAAUAGCAGCCUACUUAAAUGUUGUUAUUCUUGGAUAUAACAUUUACACAUGGGAAAAGCCAUUUGUGCUGAAACUAUAGUGACGUAUGAAUACACCCAAUAAUAGUAAUUGAAAGCAUAAAACACAUUUCAUUACUCAGUAUCACGUUUAUAUAAUCCAGACAUGAAUCCACUCCACUUUAUUGUCACAACUGUAGAACUGAUGUUAAUGUUAUACAGCACGUAUCAGCUCAUAAAUUGCUUAGUCAUGUAUCGGAAACACCAGUAAUGGGAAAACAUAUAAUUAAAGUGGUAUUAAAAAACUAACACGUGUACAGCAAAGACAAUGAAGAUCCUGAUCAGAGCCUCACAGCGAGCCACUGUGGGCUCCAUUAGUGCCAUCUGUGAAUGAAACGGAGACUAAGAAGGAAACGUGAUUGUUUAUUAGGUUUAUUCAUAUUCCCACUGUAACAAGCAUAUUGUCAGAGUGAAAAUCCAGUUUCAGAGACUUUAUGUUUUGACGUCAAUUACUGUAACAUUUUUAUUAGAAAAAACAAUCAACACUGGAAUUAAUGAAGCAUGUGGAGGUUACCUUGUCAGGUUUUAUAUAAUGUGAAACUUAAAUAUUUUUUUGUUAUACUGUAUGUUGUAAGUAUAUAUAUUUAAUAGUAAUAUAAUUUACAGAAAUUGCAAUGUAAGACAGACUUCAACUUCUGAAACGAACAUUGAAUGUAUUCCUGUUUUCUUCAGUAAUGCUGACCUCCAUUAUUUAUAUUUCCAUUCUGUCUGUUUGUUUCAAAUUGUGUGGAGCUGAACUCGUUGCGUUAUCAGUGUAGCUAUUGACAACCGUGUGGACUCAGAGACAAACAGUUUGCCUCAAGUUUAAAUGAACAGUGGGACAUUCUGAGCAAUCUGUUGACAUUUUGGGGAAACCUUUACCACCUUCCCCAGAUGAGAAUAUGGAGAUCAGUUUCCUCUCUUCAUGUCCGUUACAGAGAUAGACAGUAGGUCUAGGAAGUGUUGGGUCUAGCUUAGCAUAAAGCCUGGAAGCCGACUGCUAGCCUAGCUCCAUCAUAAGAGAAACAAUAUGCCUUAAUGAAGUUGCGGUGGUGACCAAUGUUGUACCUUGGUUGGUGGACCUAUCUGUUCACAGAGAUGAAACCGUUAUUUAUCUGCUCAUCUGACAGGAUUUAUUUACUGAAAAAUAACAUUACCAAUACAGUGGACUACACAAUGUUACGAUAGAGAGAUGCUGACAUAUACAAUGUUUCUAUAUUGUGUUAAGGUAAACUUUUGUUAUUUGAAGAUCUUAUGUUAUGCUGUGUUACGUUAUAAGGAACUACACUCUGUGUCCACUGGGGCUGCACAAUUAAUCGCAAUUUUAUCGAAAUCGCAAUAUGGACAAGUGCAAUAUCCAAAUCAUGGGGGGGGGGGGCAAUAUUUGUUAAAGGCUAAGAAAACUCCCGCACACUGUCUAACUUACAAUAAAAUAUAAAAAAACUUGACCAACUUUACCGAAACGUUGCCUAUUAUUAAACGUCAGAUAUGUUUUGCAAGUUAGACAGCAUACAGGAGUUUUUUUUUUUGUAACUUUUUGACCUGCUUGUCCCCCUCCAACGCACCUGCCUCACGUUGUUGAUGUGCAAAGUAUGUUUCUGUACUUAAGGCAAAACGUGUCAAACCAUUCUGGAUGAAGUAUUGUGGUGCUAGAUGUCUACAGUACAAACCCUAUCCUACAGACUACAGAAAAACAUCUUUGUUUGGUACAGAUCCUUGCAGAAAUUACACUAUAAUGAAAUACAUUUUUGAAAUGCUAAUAUUUUUCAAUGAAAAUGAGAAUAACGAUACAAAAAUGAUCAUUGCCCACAAUAUCGUGAAUCCAAUCGCAAUAUCAGUCAAAAUAAUCGCAAUUAGAUAUUUCCCUCAUAUGGUGCAGCCCUAGUGUCCACUGGUUGAGAUGAAGAACGUCUGUGAAAUUGAGCAGCAAGGUAGCAUUGAACCAGACGGCCUAAUUAGCUAAAAGUUCUCUUUCCCUUCUUUGUUUUCUCUGUAUUCUGCUUCAUACAUUAUGGCUGCUUUUGAAAAGAACUGCAGCAGUAAUCGUUGUUGUUUUGUUUGUGUCGCGGCCCUUUAUAAAUAUAUUUCAGGUUCCACACAGGAAGUAAUGCAGAAUGUCAACUGAGUGUUUAUCAGUCGAAUGUCUUGUCAACAUGUUGUCUAAAUUGAGUAGAUCCAAGAGGAACAUGUCCAAAAUCUUUAUGCCAGCAAUAAAAAUAACUGAAACUCUA
Messenger RNA from Sander lucioperca (pikeperch), 5056 nucleotides. RefSeq lists its product as uncharacterized. Gene Ontology annotation, biological process: neuron projection development. Gene Ontology annotation, cellular component: plasma membrane. The transcript has a single exon. The coding region runs from base 224 to 1810 and encodes 528 amino acids. Lineage: Eukaryota; Metazoa; Chordata; Actinopteri; Perciformes; Percidae. The record is from RefSeq and is a predicted model, not a curated record.